Molecule: messenger RNA, 1020 nt
Organism: Phoenix dactylifera (date palm)
Lineage: Eukaryota; Viridiplantae; Streptophyta; Magnoliopsida; Arecales; Arecaceae
Source: RefSeq, a predicted model, not a curated record
CAGUCCUCACCUUAAACUUAUACUAGAACAUGUCCUGUCUCUGUGUGCUUGAGAGCCAGCUCUUCUUCUUCUUUUUUCAAUGUUCCAAAUAUGAAAUUUAUGAUCCUUAAACUUUUUGACGCCACUAUGAUUUUUUCUCUUUAUUGGGUGACUGCUUGAACAGUAUCAAUUAGUUUGCUUUUGUUUGUAUAAUCUGAUGUAUGUUGUGUGUAAUGUGCCAAAACCCAUGUUUGAUCAUAUGUAUAUUCAUGAUCAAUUUGUUCUCUGAUUUAAUUGUACUAAGAACCAGCCCUUUUCUUUUCUAUUAAUUGCAGGUCUACAAACGUAGCAAUUUAAUUUGCAUGCAGCUUUAUGAAAAAGAUCUCUUGACCGAUACAUCAUUUCUCCAUAUAUACGGGUUACAGGAGGCUGAUUUCAACUCAAAGCAACUUGCUGUUGUUGCUGUAAUGGAAGUGCUGAUGACAUUGCAAGGAUCUCAGCUGGAGACAGACGACCCAAUAACAAGUUACAUGUUACAGGCAUGGGCCAGACUAUGCAAGUGCUUAGGACAGGAUUUUCUUCCAUACAUGAAUUUUGUAAUGCCUCCAUUGCUUCAGUCUGCCCAGCUGAAACCAGAUGUAACCAUUACCUCCGCAGACUCAGAUGAGGAUAUCGAUGAGUCAGACGAUGAUAGGUUUGUCUUUAAUGCUGCAGCUCCUGUUUGAGUAGUUUGCAAUUUUUUGUGACUUUUGGAGUAGGUUAAUGUUUAAUGACAAUACUCGCCCGAGCAAGGAGCGGAGCAGAGCAGAGCUUAAGAAGACUCCGGUCUGUGGACAAGACUCGCCCGAGCAAGGAGCAGAGCUUGGUUGACUGGGCUCGCCCCAAGCUUAAUGACAAUAUUGGAGAGAUGAUGAUGCCGACCCUUGAUACAUAUUGUAGAUUGUGUACGUAGGAAUUUGACUUGUAUGUUUUUAGAAUGUUUUUGAAGUACAAUGUAAUCAAAUAUGAUAAUAUGAAUGUAAUCAAAGUUCUUGUUUGUGA